AAAUAGGUACCCUCGAUUCCUCCUUUGUGGAAAAAGUCAGGCGGUAGUCGCGUGUUAACCAUACAUUAAAGAAUAGAAAGCAUCGCGAAUGCAUUGCAUUUCGUAUAACCUACUGUUUCUUUGCAGAAGAACUGCACUCGGCAUAUCUAAGACUAUCUUAGUUAACAAUAAACAAACCUUUCGUAAAUUUUCAAUUAACGCUAGGUUAGCCGAUUUUAAUUGGGGUUCCAAUAAGAAGCAUCGAAAAGUGAAAAUACAAAUUUUACCCGAUAUGUCUGAUCCGAAAAUUGAAGAGAUCCUGUCACCUCUUCGAACUAGCGUUAAAGAACAAGGUGAUUAUGUUCGAAAACUCAAAUCUGAUGGAGCUCCAGAAUUGGAUAUCAAGAAGGCAGUUGCUGAACUCAAAUUACGUAAAAAAUUGUUGGAGGAUAAAGAAUUAUCUCUUUCAGAGGUAACAACAUUUGAUAGGGCAAGAAUGGAAGACCUUUUGAAGCGUAGAUUUUUUGUGGAUCAGUCUUUUGCAAUUUAUGGCGGCAUCACUGGCCAAUUUGAUUUUGGCCCUAUGGGUUGCGCAUUCAAGACAAAUUUGUUAAAUAAUUGGAGAAAUUUCUUUGUCUUAGAGGAACAAAUGUUAGAAGUUGACUGCUCUAUUUUAACACCAGAACCAGUACUCAAAGCUUCUGGACAUGUUGAAAGAUUUGCAGAUUUAAUGGUAAAGGAUGUGAAGACUGGAGAAUGCUUCAGAUUAGAUCAUCUAAUCAAAGCACAUUUAGAAAAAGUAAUUAGUGAUAAGAAAACUGAUGAAAGUACUCGUGCAGAAUGUAGAGAUAUUAUUAUUAAAUUGGAUGGAAUGACAAAAGAUGAAAUGGCUGCAGUUCUAUCCAAAUUCAAUAUGAAGUCCCCAAUCUCUGGGAAUGAUCUAACACAGCCAAUAGAGUUUAAUUUAAUGUUUGGAACUCAAAUUGGGCCAUCAGGUCUUAUAAAAGGCUUUCUGAGACCAGAGACUGCCCAAGGUAUUUUUGUAAAUUUUAAAAGAUUGCUUGCAUUUAAUCAAGAAAAACUGCCAUUUGCUGCAGCUCAGAUUGGAAAUGCAUUCCGUAAUGAAAUUUCUCCUAGAUCUGGUCUGAUAAGAGUCAGAGAGUUCACCAUGGCAGAAAUAGAACAUUUCUGUGAUCCAAGUGAUAAAAAUCAUUCCAAAUUUGAGAGAGUUAAAGAUUUAAGUUUAUUGUUAUAUUCUGCUUGCAAUCAGAUGGAUGGAAAAAGUGCACAACGCAUAACUUUAGGUGAUGCAGUAGCAACAAAACUUAUAGCCAAUGAAACAUUAGGGUACUUCAUGGGUAGAAUUUAUCUAUUUUUAAUAAAAGUUGGUGUUGAUCCAAAAAAAUUACGUUUUCGUCAACACAUGGCAAAUGAAAUGGCUCAUUAUGCAUGUGAUUGUUGGGAUGCUGAAUGUUUGACAUCUUAUGGUUGGAUUGAAUGCGUUGGCUGCGCAGAUCGCUCCGCUUAUGACCUUACACAACACACUAAAGCUACUGGGGUAAAACUUGUAGCAGAGAAAAAAUUACCAGCACCGAAAAAUGUUGACGUAUGUGAAAUAGUACUAAAUAAAGUUUUAAUCGGUAAAACGUUUAAGAAAUGUAGUAAAUUGGUUCAAGAUGUAUUGGCAGCAUUAUCUGAGACUGAAAUUAAUAUCAUAGAAACUCAGCUUAAUGAUAAUGGAGAAUAUUUGUUGAAACUUACUACCGAUUCCGAGGCCAAAAUUACAAAGGACAUGAUUCAAGUAAAACGGUAUCAGAAAACUGUACACGUUGAAGAAAUAAUUCCGUCUGUAAUCGAACCUUCUUUUGGUAUUGGGCGCAUAAUGUAUGCUGUCUUUGAACAUAAUUUUAGAGCAAGAGAAGGUGAUGAGAAACGAACUUAUCUUUCUUUACCACCAGUUGUGGCACCUUUAAAGUGUUCUGUAUUACCACUUAGCGGUAAUGAUGAAUUUGUACCGUUUGUAAAACAAUUAUCUCAGAAUCUUACAAAAUUGGAUAUUUCUCAUAAAGUAGAUGAUUCUUCUGGCAGUAUCGGACGCAGAUAUGCGCGAACAGAUGAAAUAGCGAUACCAUUCGGCAUUACUAUAGAUUUUGAUACUUUAAAGUCACCUCAUAGCGCUACACUGCGCGAAAGGGAUAGUAUGGGUCAAGUUAGAAUAAAUUUGGAUGAACUUCCGACCGUAGUGAGGGACUUAUCUUACGGUAAAAUUACAUGGUCUGAAGUUGAAGCAAAGUAUCCCAAAUUUGAACAACAAGAAUCAACAGAACCGUAGUAAUAUAUUAAAAAAACUUUACGGAAUAACUUAUUUGUAAUAUACAAGAACAAAUAAAUUGCUACAAUAGCAAUUUUUAUUGUGCAUUAAUAUAAUUUGCAUUUUUGGAAACAUUAUCUUUGUUAGUAUUUUUUACAACAAAAGCUAUAUUUAUUGUAAUGAUUAUAAAGUUUUUGCUUUCAUAAAA
Messenger RNA from Hylaeus volcanicus, 2498 nucleotides. RefSeq names its product glycine--tRNA ligase (gene GlyRS). The transcript has 4 exons. The record is from RefSeq and is a predicted model, not a curated record. The coding region runs from base 89 to 2311 and encodes 740 amino acids. Gene Ontology annotation, biological process: mitochondrial glycyl-tRNA aminoacylation. Gene Ontology annotation, cellular component: mitochondrion; cytoplasm. Gene Ontology annotation, molecular function: glycine-tRNA ligase activity; ATP binding. Lineage: Eukaryota; Metazoa; Arthropoda; Insecta; Hymenoptera; Colletidae.